This is a messenger RNA of Prorocentrum cordatum, 4369 nucleotides long. Lineage: Eukaryota; Dinophyceae; Prorocentrales; Prorocentraceae. The record is from the annotation of a GenBank genome assembly.
AUGCAGUUGUCCAGGACGUUGGGGUACUGGCUCAUCCAGACAUGCAGGAUCCAGGCGCUCGACGUAGUGCUGAAUGCGGGUAAGUUCGAGGGAUCCGAAGCCUGGCGACAGCUACACCUUCGAUUCGAGCCACAGGCGGCGAGCAGGUACGCUGGACAGUUGAUGACGCUGCUCGCCUGGGACUUCAGUGGCGAGAUGAUGAUACGCCUGGAAACCUUCGAGAGGGAGAUCAGCCUGUAUGAGUCGGCGUCGGAGGAGACCCUCUCGGACGCGAUCAAGGUUGGCAUAGUGCUGAGGCAGUUGCCCGAGUCCCCGCUGAGGCAGCACAUGAUCAUGAAUGCGGAGAGACUCAAGGAGUGGCCCAAGUUCAGGGAAGAGAUCCUGAACGUCCGACGAGCCCAGGCCGCAGCGGCGGCAGCGCAGAACGGGGUGGCCCCGAUGGAUCUUUCAGCGUUCAACAACCAGGGUGGCAAGGGGCGCUGCAGGAUCUGCAACGGCAAGGGCCACGACGAGAGGAACUGCUGGCACCGCAAGGGCGGGGCCGGGGCAGGCAAAGGCAAGUCGGACAGCAAGGGCAAGUCGAGAGGCGAUUCCAAGUCGAAGGGAUCCUCGAAGGGCGGAAAGGCAAAGGACGGCAAGGCCGGCAAGGGGCCGAAGUGCUUCAACUGCCAGGAGCACUGGCACAUGUCCAAGGACUGCCCGAAGAAGAAGAACAACCUGCACAUGAUGGAGCCGGAACCUGAGAAGGCGCUGCGCGGGCUGUGGCUCGCGCCGUUCACGAUCGACGAGAAGGGCGCGGCGCAGAAGGCCUUCGACCUGCUGAUCGAGGGCGGCUUGGUGGACGACAAGCUGGUGCACGAGCUGAGCAGGCUCGGUGCGGACACGGCGCGGGCAUCCCGCAGGAUGGUGCUCGGUGUCGACUCGUGUGCAGCUACGACGGUCGUGCCAUCAGAGCUGGCGCCGGACUACCCGACGUGCGAGAAUGAAAUGAGCGCGAAGGGCGAAGGCUACAGGACCGCGAACGGCGGCUGGGUGGCCGACGAGGGCACUAAGGAGCUCAUCGGGUCGGUGCGCAACUCGGACGGUUCGGCGCAGGUGAGAGGCAUCAAGGCUAGGGUCACGAAGGUCAGCAAGGCUCGCCUCUGUCUCGGAGAUGGUCGACGCAGGCGCAACAACGUGUACGAGAUGGAGAUGGAGCUGAUGCCGUAUAGCAAGGCGAAGGACGUGAUCGGCCGCGCGGAGGCCUGGUCCAAGCCCAGCUCGAGCGGCAAGAAGCUGAAGGAGAUCUGCAUGGUGAGGAGCGAUGACGCAGGUGAUGGAGCUGGAUCGAGUCAGGCAGUGCGGCGGCAGCAGCAGCAGAACCAGUCCAAGAACCUGUUCAACCAGAAGCGGUACCUCCACCACCUGCCCCGGUGGUUGCUCCGGAGCCACGCGGAGGAUGCGAUGCCAGUCGUGGCGUUCGACUACGGUUACCUCGGCAGCGGUGAGGACGCUGCCCCGAUUCUGUUCGUGAGGGACUCGCUGCACAGGUACACGGGCGCGGAGGUGUUGACCUGCAAGGGGGCGGCGCACGCGCACAGCGCCGACAUGUUGGCGAAGUUCGCGGUCAACGGCGGCUACAAGGAGGUGGUCUUCAGGUGCGACAACGAGCCGAGCAUCGUCGCCUUGAGGGACGAGGCCGUCAAGAGGCUCAAGAAGGACCACGGCGCGGAGUGCUUGCUGGAGACCUCGGCGGUUGGAGAGUCACAGUCGAACGGUCUAGCUGAAGGGGCUGUCAGGGAUAUGAAGGGCCUGACGAGGACCCUCAUGUACGCGAUGGAGGAGAUGCACGGAGUCACGAUCGGCCCGAAGCAUCCGUGCCUGCCGUGGAUGGUGAGGCACGGCGCUGCAGUCCACAAUCGAGGUCAAGUGGGCUCGGACGGGCGCACGCCGUACGAGUUGAGGAAGGGGCGCACUUACAAGAGGGCGCUCCCGGCGUUCGGCGAGAAGGUGUUCUGCCUGCCAGUCGGCAAGAGAGAGUCGAGGCUGGCGGACAGGUGGCUGGAGGGCGUCUUCUACGUGAUCCGCGACGACAGCGACGAGGUGUACGUGGCGACGCCGAAGGACGUGAUGAGAGCCAGGAGCGUCAAGAGGAUGCCAUUGGCAGCGAGGAGCGACAAGGCUCUUUUCUCGGAGCUGCAGGGCGUGCCGUGGCGACCUGUUCCUUGUCAAGAAGGCGAAGGACUCGAAGUGCCACCUGCCGUGGCGAAGGUGGUGGCGGAUCAGGUGGUGCCGGACGUGGAUCUGCCCCCUGUUCCAGGACCUGUGGGUCCUCCUGCUCCGAGGAGGGUCUACAUCGGGAAGGGCGUGGAGCUGCGGCGCUACGGAUACACCCCAGGUUGCAGGGGCUGCGCAGCAGCUCGGGGCAACCAGCGCGCGAUCAUGCACAACGAGGAAUGCCGAACGAGGAUCGAGAAAGCGAUGGAGGGCGACCAGACGUUCGGCGAUGGAAGCGCUCCGGCGGCGGCGGACGUGGCCAUGGGCGACGCGGCGGAGAUUGGCGCGCUGCUGGAACAGCUUGGUCUCGACAGCUUGGAUUUGCAGGAGGUGUUCAACCCAGGGGAGUUCGCCAAGGGAGCUCCACAGUUCAACCUGAAGCCAGGAGUGGCGAUGGACCUCAGGACGGGCUUGGACUUCCGGCUCGAGGAGCAGCGGAAGCGAGCGAGAGCGGAGAUUGAGGAGGGAGACCUUGCCUUCCUCAUCAUGUCUCCUGUAUGCACCCCGUUUUCACAGCUGAUGGAGUUGCUGAUGGCGAGCGGCAAGCGCGACGAGGUCAAGCUUCAGAGGCUGCUCGCGGAGUGCAAGGUCUUCCUGGGCUUCUGUAUGGAGCUGGCGGCCUACCAGCAUUCGAGGGGGAAGUGGUUCCUGUUCGAGCACCCUUGGACGGCGUCAAGGUGGAAAGAGGAGUGCAUCAAGAGCAUCAGGGAGCUGCCCGGCGUCAUAGUGGUCAAGGGCAGCCAGUGUGUGUUCGGAGCCAAGUCAUACUGGCCGGACGGCUCGGAGGGCCUCGUGGCGAAGCCGACGGGCUGGAUGACGAAUAGCCGCGAGGUGGCGAAGCAGGUGGGGAUCGUGCGCGACGGCUCCCACGAGCAUGUGCACCUCCUGGUUGGCCAGACCGCAGAGGAGCCAGAGAUCCUGGAGCAGGCGACCGAGGAGGAGAUGGCGACCUUCUACGACGGGAUCAGCGGGGCGGUGCUGGACCCGAUAGGCGCCAAGAACGCACGCAUGGACGAGAUGGGCUACAUGAGCAGGCUCGGAGUGUUCGAGAGGAGAAAGAUUUCCGAGGCGCUGCAAGUGUCGGGAACCCAGCCGCUUCCAAGCGGCUGGGCCGACACCAACAAGGGAGACGACCAGAAACCAGAACUACGGAGUCGGUUGGUGGCGAAAGAGACGCGGAAGCUGAGCACCCUUGGGCCUGAGGGCGCCGCGGCGACCUUCGCGGCGACCCCGCCGCUGGAGGGCCUGAGGAUGAUUCUUUCUAUGGCGAUGACAGGGCGGCAUGAAGAUCGAGUGCUGACCUUCAUCGAUAUCUCAAGAGCGCAUCUACAUUCAGAGCUGCAGAGGCCAGUGUACUUGAAGGCGCCAGCGGAGGAUCUAGAGUGCAAGGAUGACGAGUGUUGGCUGCUGCGGAAGGCCAUGUAUGGGCUGAGAGAUGCCUGCUCAUCCUUCGACCUGAAGGUGGAGGACAUCAUGGUGAGGAUCCUGAAGGCGAAGCAGGGCGAGUUCUCGCCUUGCAUCUACCAGGUUGGCAAGCUGGUCGUUUGGAGGCACGGCGACGAUUUCGUGGUGCUCGGUGGGCGAAAGGAUUCAAAGGCUUUUACGGAGAACCUCGGCGAGCACCUGAUCGUGAAAGUACGAGGUCGGCGAGUUGCUCAAGUCUACACGGACAGUGACUUCGCAGGCUGCCUGAGGACACGUAAGUCUACUUCAUCGUGUACGGUGAUGAUUGGGAAGCAUUGGAUUAGAAGCAGCUCGACAACCCAAGGGUUCAAUGCUCUAUCUACGGGAGAAGCGGAGUUCCAUGCGCUGGUGAAGGGCGGCAGUAUUGGGCUCGGCCUCAAGACUCUCGCAAAGGACAUGGGUGUAGAUCUCGAGAUCGUGCUGAAGUGCGACGCGACGGCGGGCAAGGGCAUCGCUGAACGUCGUGGAGUCGGACGAAUUCGACACCUUCAUACACCUCUGCUGCGGCUGCAGAGGGCUGUGCAGCAGAAGAGGUUGCGUGUCACCAAGAUAGCAGGUCUCGAGAACAUCCGUGACAUCGGUACGAAGCACCUGGACGGGCCCCCGAUUAAGAAGUUCCUGACGAUGAUGGGGUUCGUGGCGAGAGCAG